Molecule: messenger RNA, 1155 nt
Organism: Colletotrichum scovillei
Lineage: Eukaryota; Fungi; Ascomycota; Sordariomycetes; Glomerellales; Glomerellaceae
Product: trimethyllysine dioxygenase
Exons: 9
Coding region: 1-1155 (384 amino acids)
Biological process (GO): carnitine biosynthetic process
Cellular component (GO): mitochondrion
Molecular function (GO): trimethyllysine dioxygenase activity; iron ion binding
Source: RefSeq, a predicted model, not a curated record
AUGCUCCCCUGGAGAACCAUCGCACCCCGAGCCGCGAGCCCCCAUUUCUGGCUCAGAGACAACUGUCGAUGCAGCACAUGCGUGAACCAAGACACCACGCAACGAAACUUUGACACAUACGCUAUCAGCCAAGACAUCCGACCUUCCGAGAUCAAGUCGGAAGAAAAGGGUAUCAAGGUGACAUGGGAGCAAGACGGUCACGAGAGCUUCUACCCCUGGCACUUCAUCAAGCACUACCUGCAAAAUGACCACCGCAAUCCGGAGCAAGUCAACUACCACUUCUGGGGCUCUGACGUGGGCGAAAGGCGUCCCGUCGUCGAGUACGAUCACCUCAUGACCGACAAGGACGACUCGGGCGUCGCAAAGCUGACAAAUCUCAUUCGCGAGUACGGCUUCGCCUUCGUGGACGGAACCCCCUACGACACCCCGGAACCAACACAGCGCGUCCUCGAGAGAAUCGCCUUCAUCCGCGAGACGCACUACGGCGGCUUCUACGACUUCGUCCCGGACCUCGCCAUGGCCGACACGGCCUACACCAACAUCGCCCUCCCGGCGCACACGGACACGACCUACUUCACCGACCCGGCCGGCCUACAGGCCUUCCACAUGCUCUCCCACGAGGCUCCGCCGGGACAGCAGUUACCCAAAGACGGAAAGCUCGGAGGCGAAUCGCUCCUCGUGGACGCCUUUUACGCGGCGCAGAUCCUGCAAAAGGAAGACCCGGCCGCGUACGAGAUCCUCUCCAAGGUGCGCCUGCCCUGGCACGCGAGCGGCAACGAGGGCAUCACCAUCUCGCCCGACAAGCGGUACCCCGUGCUCGAGGUCGACCCGCAGACGCGGACGCUGCAGCGGGUGCGGUGGAACAACGACGACCGCGGCGUGGUUCCGUUCACCGACGACGUUUCGCCGACCGAGUGGUACGCGGCGGCGCGCAAGUGGGAUGCCAUUCUCCGGAGAUCCGACGUUGAGUUUUGGUGGCAACUGAAGCCCGGCCAGGUUUUGAUCUUUGACAAUUGGCGUGUGAUGCACGGUAGGAGUGCGUUUGAGGGCAGACGACGCAUCGCCGGCGCCUACAUUAAUCGCGACGACUUUGUCUCCCGCUGGAGAAACACAAACUUCCCCCAUGAACAGGUCCUGAACCAGGUUGUUGGCUAG